This is a messenger RNA of Didymosphaeria variabile, 267 nucleotides long. RefSeq lists its product as uncharacterized. The coding region runs from base 1 to 267 and encodes 88 amino acids. NCBI's taxonomy places the organism in Eukaryota, Fungi, Ascomycota, Dothideomycetes, Pleosporales, Didymosphaeriaceae. The transcript has 2 exons. The record is from RefSeq and is a predicted model, not a curated record.
AUGCCAGAUUCAAACUCAGCGCAUUCCUACUACAACAACGCAAAGCGCGACCGUGACGCGAAGCACAACCCAGACCGUCAAUGCCACCCGCACUUCAACAAUCAUUGUUCCUACUACUAUCACAAGGACAUCGGUAGGCGCCACCAGAACGGUCACGGCGACAGUGAACAAGACGUCGACUCGAAGCAUGACUAUCACGAGGAUUUCCACGAGGGCAGCGACGACGAGGACUGUAACGAGCGUGAGGACAGUCACGGCGACGCGUAG